CGCGGCCCCGGAUGGAGCAGCGGGGGGAGGCGGCUCCAGCUGCCGCUCCAGCCGCAGCGCCCGCCGCCAUUUAGACAUCCCGCCGCGGCAGGCAGCGCCGGGACAGGGUGCGCGGGAGGGUUCGGGGUCACCGCGGCUGUCGCCACCACCACCACCACCACCAUCAUCAUCGCCAUGAGCCGCCUGUCGCAGUUGUUGCUGUUCGCCCUGCUCGUCUUCCCCGCCGCGCUGCUGCUCGGGGGCGCCCGCGGCGGCCCAGGCUCAGGUUUAUUAGUUGCAGCUCAAGAUGCUACAGAAGAUGAGGAAGCUGUGGAAGAUACUAUAGUUGAAGAUGAAGAUGAUGAAGCUGAAGUUGAAGAAGAUGAGCCAACAGACUUGACAGAAGAAAAAGAGGAAGAAGACUUGUCAGGAGAACCUAAAGCCUCACCUAGUGCUGAUACGACCAUCUUAUUUGUGAAAGGGGAAGACUUUCCAGCGAACAACAUUGUAAAAUUUCUGGUGGGGUUCACCAAUAAGGGUACAGAGGAUUUCAUUGUUGAGUCUCUCGAUGCUUCUUUCCGGUACCCUCAAGACUACCAGUUUUACAUCCAGAACUUCACAGCUCUCUCUCUGAACACAGUAGUUCCACCCCAGAGACAAGCCACGUUUGAGUACUCCUUCAUCCCUGCUGAGCCGAUGGGGGGCCGUCCUUUUGGUCUGGUUAUCAAUCUCAACUACAGAGAUGCAAAUGGCAACAUUUUUCAAGAUGCUGUCUUCAAUCAAACUGUUACAAUAAUUGAAAAAGAAGAUGGGCUGGAUGGAGAAACGAUCUUCAUGUACAUGUUCCUCGCUGGACUUGGUCUGCUGGUCAUUGUUGGCUUACAUCAGUUACUAGAGUCUAGGAAGAGGAAAAGACCGGUACAGAAAGUAGAGAUGGGAACAUCAAAUCAGAAUGAUGUCGAUAUGAGCUGGAUUCCCCAAGAAACUUUAAAUCAAAUAAUGCAGAGUAGAAGAGAUAAAGCUUCACCGAGGAGGUUGCCCUACAAGAGGGCGCAGAAGAGACCAGUGGGCUCUGAUGAGUAAUGUUAACUAGUGCAACAGUUGAACCUUUACUAAUUCUGCCUGUUUGGUUUUUUUGGAUUGGAGUAGUGCAGAGAACCCAUAUCACCAUAAGGAAAAUACUGCUAAACAUUUGGACUGAACAGAUUAACUGAAUGGUGUUAAUAUUACUGAAAAUGCACUUCUCUUUUAAUUUGUUUUUUUUUUUUAAUUGUUGGGGGUCGGGGGGAGGUAGCCAUUAAGAUUUGUGCCUGCGUGUGUAAGCGGUUGGUCUUAACAGAAACAUGUUACCUGAAAUGUGCCUUUAGAGCUCUUUGUAAUGCUGGCUUGUCAUCUGUACAUUGUCAUUGAAGGAUUUUUCUCCUCUCCCUAAUCUGAAUGUCUGGUGACUUUAAUCUGUCUUGAUUGUAUCAGAUCUGUAUCAGAACCUGAAUGCAUUGUUCUUUUUUAGUAAGUAACGUUACUCUUUCCAAGGUGCGCACACUGAAGUUUGUGUGUGUGGUCCUGUCUCAGUGGCCAGGCACUGAUCAUCUCAACUUCUGCAUAGUUUUCAUUCUAAAGGCACAAUUGGGUAUAGCUGCUUGUAGUGGUAGAUAUUUUGCUGCUGUUUUGAUCUGGGCAUGCAGUGACCUAAAAUUCUGAAUUUAGCUGCAUAGAUGUUAGGAAGACUCUUGCACAGCAGCAGAACUUGUGAAGCAUGGAAUUUGUGUGCUGAAUUGGUAUUACUACAUAAAUUUCUUUUUUAUACCCAGUUUGUUAAAUGGUUAGUUAUUGACUCGUGCCAGCAUCUUAGGUAUUCAGAUUAUAGUGGUAGUUCUGCAAUGUUUACUCAAGAAACUGUUGAAUAAGCCAGAACAACUUUUCUUGGUUCUUGGUUCUCUCUCCUAAAAACUAGAAUGUCAUAUGUAUCAAAAUGCCAAUUUAUUUUUUUAAAGCUUUACAAGGAUUUGCUGUACACACUUGAAACUGAAUUUGAAAAACAGUUGGCUUCAAAUAAUUCUCUUUAUUUGCAAACUAUUUAAUUCACCCUUUACACUGAGACAUCUUUACAGUGGUCAGUACAUUGGUCUGAGUUUUUUUUCACUUUGUCUUUCUUAAGUAGUAACACAGAUGCAUAUUCAUAACUAGCUGCAUGUUGGUUCAGUAGUCAAGCAGAAAAGCUGUAUGCAAAA
Messenger RNA from Catharus ustulatus (Swainson's thrush), 2210 nucleotides. RefSeq names its product signal sequence receptor subunit 1 (gene SSR1). Bases 175 to 1062 code for a protein of 295 amino acids. Gene Ontology annotation, cellular component: endoplasmic reticulum; endoplasmic reticulum membrane. NCBI's taxonomy places the organism in Eukaryota, Metazoa, Chordata, Aves, Passeriformes, Turdidae. The record is from RefSeq and is a predicted model, not a curated record. The transcript has 9 exons.